Molecule: messenger RNA, 1240 nt
Organism: Polychytrium aggregatum
Lineage: Eukaryota; Fungi; Chytridiomycota; Chytridiomycetes; Polychytriales
Exons: 3
Coding region: 195-986 (263 amino acids)
Cellular component (GO): nucleolus
Molecular function (GO): RNA binding
Source: RefSeq, a predicted model, not a curated record
GAAACGGGCUUCUCGGCGAGAGGCACGACGCGCUCUCGGCCGGACACGUGCCUAGCUGAACUUUUUUUGCUGGGCAUCGGCUUUGACGACGGAUUCCCAGAGGAUCGACGCAGAGACGCAGGCGGACCGUCGAUCAAGACCGAGCCUGCAGAGCGACCCGACGUGAGAAGCGCCUUCGACACAGCCGAGCGUAAAUGGCAAAGUCUGGGCAGAAGGGAAAGUCCGAGCAGAAGGGCAAGGCGGGGAAGAAGGGAAAGCUGGGCAAGAGGCCUCCGAGGCCGCUCAGGGCGGAUGAGCGGCCGGCGAUCAUCGAAUACGACGAUUCGAAGAGGAGAGACUACCUCACUGGAUUCCAUAAGCGCAAUCUCGAGCGGAAAAAGAAGGCGAUCGAAUACCACAUGGAGCAGGCCCGCCAAGAACGCCUGGCAGCAAGACGCGAGGCCAGGGGCCGGAUAGCCGGUGUACUGCCCGAGAUCGAGCGUAUCGAGGCCAUUCGCAAGGCUGCAUCGGGCGAGCUCGACGAGAGCCUGACGACCAAACGGACCAAGACACUGAAGGACAGAGACCUUAUCACAACUGUCACCAUCACCGAGUUCAACCCGGACACAGAUGGCCUCGAGUCGAUUAUCCAUGCCCGCGAUGACGAUGGCAAUGACGAUGACAGCGACGGCGGCGACAAUGAUGCAGAGGAUGGCAACGACAGCCAAAGCGACGGUUUUUACGACCGUGACGACCAAGACGACAUCGAAGGAGGAGCUGAGGCUGAGGACGCUGAUGCGGCGGAGACCACAAACGCUGGCUCGGGUGCCUCCAAGGCCUUUGCCAAUAAGAAGCACAAAAUCUCGCUCAGAAAGGUGCAUGCCAUGGGCAAGGCGAAAACCAAAACCAAGGCCAAUCCUUUCCGAGUCAACACCUCCAAGAGCGGCGGCAAGGUCGCCAAGGGAAAGGAUGCAGGCGGAAAAUCGGGCCAGCGCAAACGAAAGUAGUCUCGAGGCGCGAGCAGCGAGCCAGCGAGCACCCUGUUUGAGGUCACUUUUGGACCCUGAAUAUACGCACUCGCUCAUCACGGUCAACGGCCAUCUGCCUCGUGAAAGCAUGGCAAGGGGCCAAUGCAGUCAGCCCGUCGUCCGGGACCCCAAAGUACUUCGAACUGGUCAACCACGAUUCCUCAUUGGAAGGUCAUCCAUGCAGGCGCCAGGCGCGUGCUUUCGCUGCAGCCAAUGGAGCUCUCUACUAUCAC